CAGCCAGGCAGCACAUGCCCAGCAGCUGCUGCAAACCAGGAAAUUGUGGGCAGGACAAAUAAAAGAGAAAAUGAAAGCAGCAGCCACAAUUAUACAGCUGAAAUUCAGGGUACAGUGACUACCAUUAUGUCAAACCAUUCCACAAGUGGUCCACUAUCAAUAUCGACUAACUAGCACUAAAUACCUAAACCACAAGUUAUUUUCCAAUAUGCAUUUCUCGCUUUUCAUCUUGCUCUUUAUUAAGUUACUGUUUUGUAUUCAGUUUUCUGAAAGCAUUAAUUCUGCAGGCGAUAACCUGGCAACAAAUGGUCUUCCGUUUCCGUGGAGUAAAGUCCGCCUGCCAAACUACAUAGUGCCUGUCCAUUAUCAUCUACUUAUUCAUCCCAAUCUUACCACUCUGAGGUUCAAUGGUUCUGUAAAGAUUGAAAUCGAUGUAAAAAACAACACAAAUUGGGUGGUCCUACACAGCAAGAACCUUAAGAUCUUCACAGCCACUGUUUUGAAUGAAGAGGAGACUCAUCUGUCAGAUAGGGUGCUCCCUGUGCUGGAAUAUCCUCCACAUGAACAGAUUGCCAUCUUCUCCCCGAAGAUUCUGACCUCUGGUGAAAAAUACUUCCUUUUUUUGGAAUUUGGAGCACCAUUAAGUGAUGGGUUCUAUGGAUUUUAUAAGAGUACUUACAGAACGAAAGGAGGAGAGACAAGGGUCCUGGCAUCCACCCACUUUGAGCCUACAUCUGCCCGAAUGGCAUUGCCAUGUUUUGAUGAGCCCAUUUUCAAAGCCAAUUACACUGUCAAAAUAAGGAGAGGACCGUCACACAUAGCUUUGUCAAACAUGCCAUUAGAACAAACUGUUGAAAUUGAUAAUGGUCUGUUUGAAGAUCAUUUUGAAGUUAGUGUGCGAAUGAGUUCCUACCUGUUGGCCUUCAUUGUCUGUGACUUUAAAUCUGUUAGUGGAAUAACUGCAACCGGAAUCAAUAUUUCUAUUUAUGCCGUUCCAGAGAAAUGGCAUCAGACACACUAUGCUCUUGAGGCUGCUUUGAAGCUUUUGGAGUUUUAUGAAAAAUAUUUCAACAUUCUUUAUCCACUUCCAAAACUGGAUCUUAUAGCUAUUCCAGAUUUCGAGUCAGGUGCUAUGGAGAACUGGGGUUUGACUACGUACAGGGAAACCUCUCUGCUGUAUGACCCUGACAUCUCCUCAGCCUCCGAUAAGCUCUGGGUUACAAUCGUGAUAGGACAUGAGCUAGCCCAUCAGUGGUUUGGAAACCUGGUGACCAUGAAGUGGUGGAAUGACAUAUGGCUGAACGAAGGCUUUGCCCGAUACAUGGAAAUUGUCUCAGUUGAGGCAGUAUACCCUGAGCUUAAAGUUGAGGACAACUUCCUUGACACCUGCUUUGGCGCUAUUGGACGGGAUUCUCUAAAUUCUUCCAGGCCUAUUUCUUGUUUAGCCGAAAAUCCCACCCAGAUUAAAGAAAUGUUUGAUACUGUGUCCUAUGACAAGGGUGCAUGUAUUCUCCACAUGCUGAGACAUUUCCUGACAGAUGAAGGAUUUCAGAGUGGCAUAAUUCGGUACCUCAGGAGGUUCAGGUACAGCAAUGCCAGAAAUGAAGAUCUCUGGGACAGCUUUAUUAAAACAUGCUCUGAGGAGGAUAUAACAGCAGGGGAACAUUGUUACAGCAGUGCCCAAGCCACCAAAAAUGCGUUUCAUUUUCCUGGGGAACAUAUAGACCUAAAGAAAAUGAUGUACACAUGGACUCUACAAAAGGGUAUCCCACUGGUCACAGUAAAGCAGCAAGGAGGAAAACUUUAUAUUGGACAAGAGCGCUUCUUAAAGAUAGUCCAGCCAGAUGAUCCCUCAUGGCAUUCACUGCAAGAUGGCUACCUGUGGCACAUCCCUUUGACAUAUAAAACAAGUCACUCUGAUCAUGAGAUGAGGCACAUCAUGGAUACAAAGUCAGAUGUGUUGACCCUGGAUAAAGAUGUAGACUGGGUGAAGGUCAACACUGACAUGAAUGGAUACUACCUUGUCAAUUAUGAUGAGGAUGGCUGGGAUGCCCUGACGGAGCUCUUGAGAGUAAACCACACUGCUCUGAGCUUUAAGGACAGAGCCAGUCUCAUUCACAACGCCUUUCAGCUAGUCACUGCAGGGCGACUGUCACUAGACAGAGCUCUAGAUCUGAUCAUUUACCUGAAUUCAGAGACCCACAAUGUACCAUUACUGCAAGGGCUUGGCUAUCUACAGUCAUUGUACAAGCUGAUAGAGAAGAGAAACGCAGCAGAUGUUACUCAAAAUCUCAAGAUCUACAUCUUGCAGCAUUUCAGAGAUGUGAUUGACAAGCAGUCGUGGAGCGAUGAUGGAACAGUCUCAGACCGGAGGCUGCGUGAAGCGGUUCUUUCCCUCGCAUGUGAUUUUGGUUAUCCGCCCUGCCUGGAAAAAGCUAAACAACUUUAUGAUAACUGGGUGGAAUCCGAUGGUACAAUCAGCCUACCCACUGAUGUGUCGGAGACAGUCUACAUGAUUGGGGCUCAGCAUGACAGCAGUUGGACCUACCUCCUGGAAAAGUAUGGCAUCUCCAUGUGUGAGACAGAGAAAAGCAAAUUUCUCUCAGCUUUAGCAAACAGCAAGGAUUCUGAAAAUCUAUUAAGAUUACUGAAGCUUGGAUUGAAUGGAACUGUGAUAAAAACUCAGGACUUACCCUCACUUAUAUACCUUGUGGCCAGAAAUCCAGUGGGUCAUUUUCUAGCAUGGGACUUUGUGAAGAAACACUGGGAUGAACUUGUGGAGAAGUUUCCACUGGGAUCUUUUGGAAUCAGAGAAAUAAUUCUUGGCACUGUUUCUCAGUUCUCAUCCACAGAGGAGCUGAGUGAGGUCAAGGAUUUCUUCAAGUCCAUCACAGAGCAGGUAUCUCAGCUGCGUGCCACACACGUGGCCACAGAAAAUGUGGAGAAGAACAUCCUGUGGCUCACAAGGAAUCUAAAGACCAUGAGUCGUUGGUUGCAGAAAAGACUCAAAUAAACUAGAACUACAGACCAACAUUUUACGUAUUCUAGUCCUGUUUUUCACUCUAUGGGAUAAUCACAUGAAAUGUGUGCUGAAAUAAUGUUCUACUGUUUGGUAUCAUAAGUAAAUCAAGCUUCACACGACUUUCCACAAGCUUUCUAUUGCUUCUAUUUGUUGUGCUUGCCUAUUCAGUUUGUUUUGAUGAUAUUGGGUGAUAGCUUGUAUAUUGCCUGAUAUGUCUGCCUUUUUUGUUUUCGUAGAUAAGGGGGUUUAGAAACAAUUAUGCUUUUCUCCUGUGUUCUAAUCCUCUAAAGGAUUUUGUGUGUUUUCUGCACUUUGUCUCUGACAUUUCUUAAAAGAAUGUAAAUAGAUGAAUGAGUAGCACAAAAUUGCACUUGAAGCAGAUGAACUGAUGGAACAGUGUGAGGCUUGAAUAAAUACAUUGUAUAGCUUUAUAUAAGGUAUUAAGGUGUCUCUAGAGACUAGCCCAAAAACAGCACUGUUUUCCCUUGAAACAGAAUGGUAAGGUUUCUUCAAAGGAAUAAAUCAAGAUU
Xyrauchen texanus (razorback sucker) is the source of this 3552-nucleotide messenger RNA. RefSeq names its product endoplasmic reticulum aminopeptidase 2-like. The coding region runs from base 209 to 3013 and encodes 934 amino acids. Gene Ontology annotation, biological process: peptide catabolic process; proteolysis. Gene Ontology annotation, cellular component: cytoplasm. The record is from RefSeq and is a predicted model, not a curated record. Gene Ontology annotation, molecular function: zinc ion binding; metalloaminopeptidase activity; peptide binding. NCBI's taxonomy places the organism in Eukaryota, Metazoa, Chordata, Actinopteri, Cypriniformes, Catostomidae. The transcript is spliced from 19 exons.